AUGUCUUCAAACAUAGUUAUCCUAGCAAUUCGAGCUGCCCAGCUUAUUUUUGGUAUUAUUCUACUGGGCCUCACAGCUUACGUUGCUCACUGGUACAAUGUGGAUACAUUGACCUCUUCUCCCUCUCAGAUCAACAUAUUGUUAUUUGCUUCGCUAUACACAAUUGUGUCUGUCCUCUACCUCGAGUUGGCGCCGAGAUUUGUUCCCAAAAUUUCGCACCCGUUGGCAGCGUUUGGCCUUGCGACUAGCAACGCCCUCUUCCACUUCGCUGGCUUCAUCGCCCUCUCUGUCUUCAUGAGCAAGCUUCUCUUCUGCCGCGGCAGCGUGUGUGGCUCAGCCCAGGCUAGCAUUGCCUUCGGUGCUAUGGAGUUCCUGCUCUGGGCCGCCUUCGCCAUCUUUGCGGGAAAGGAGGUAGUCCAGGGGGGGUUUCUCCCCAAGCGAGGACCCAAGUCCCAGAGCCCUUUAAAGCCAUCCGAGAUGAAGGAGGCCCCGGCCGCGUAA
Messenger RNA from Daldinia childiae, 501 nucleotides. RefSeq lists its product as uncharacterized. Lineage: Eukaryota; Fungi; Ascomycota; Sordariomycetes; Xylariales; Hypoxylaceae. The record is from RefSeq and is a predicted model, not a curated record. The coding region runs from base 1 to 501 and encodes 166 amino acids. Gene Ontology annotation, cellular component: membrane. The transcript has 3 exons.